AUGACUACAAUGACUGCUGCCAGCAUUCCGCAACAACGCUGGUUUUUCAGCAACGAUGGAGAUUGUACAACGGAAUUAAAUUAUACUAAUUUUACGGAACUACUUCGAUGUCCGUCAAAAGGAAAUUUUUUCCCGGAUUGUGAUACAAUUUUGGAAGUGAUUCUGCUUAGCGCUGAUUUAUUUAGUCAAAAGCCAAUCGAAUCGAAUAAAGCUUGCAUUUGCGAACAUCAUCUUGAAAAAUUUUCGAGUCAUAAAGACCCUGCACUUGUGAAAAAAUGCUCACUGUGUAUUUCGUUGCGUAAAAGUGGUGUGACCGCUACAAGUGUUGCUAAUUUACGCAAUGUCCGUAAAGUGGAAGCGUUUCUUUUAUUCGAAAAGCAUGGUAUGAAGAAUUCAUUUGGUGACAUCAUUUGUAAAUACUGCGUACAGGCAGUGAAAGGCGAGUUAGAAGAAGAAAGGAAAGAUGUAUCAACUGUAACCGACCGACAAAAGUAUUUGCAGUGGAUUAGAGAUCAGCGUAAGUCAAUAUCAUCGAAAAGAGAAGAUAGUGGUUCGGAAUACGGCGGUUCGCGACGUAGCUCACAUUCUUCUUUAGGUGAGAUUUCGAAAAAUCCAUCGGAGGAGAAGCGUGAUCUACUAAAUCUUCUUCUGGAGUUAUGCAAUAAUCCGGAUAAAGCAUGGAUCACACUAGAUUUCAAGAAAAUGGCACGCAAUAGUCAAUAUAAAUUUUUGGCAAAAACUAGAAGCAUCAUUGAAUCGAUAGUUUUUUUUUUAGCUCCGAAUAAUGCUGAAGAAGUUUUGGAUUCGCUCUGCAGUGGAAAUGAAAGUGAAAAUCCAGUAGUGUUGAAUGGAAAGUUUUUGUCCGUAAUGAAAGGAGUAACACAAGCGUAUCAAAAUGCUGACGACUGGCCUACGAGGCGUGCGAUGCUGAGCAUUGUUGCAUCGAAAAUAGGUUAUAAAGUCAUUCAAUCAUUUGUACCUGAUCUAACUAUGUGUCGGUUUAGUUCAGCACGUUUGCAUGCUGCUGUACAUAGAACUGGUGCAAUAGUACAACCACCUCCGAGACUGGUUAAUCGAUUUGAUGAUGCUCACGUGGAGCACUUUGGAGACUUCCUCACAUCAGAUCAUAUUUCUACUGAUUUGCCAUUUGGAGAGAAAUGUAUGAAGUUAGCCGAUGGAACGGAACUAUUCGUGCCAGAUACAAUACGCAAUAUCAUCCCUACACGCAUCAUCGAACAGUAUUAUGGAUAUUGUAAUGAAGUAAACCCUGGAUUUCCUCCUUUGGGUGUGUCAAGUCUGUAUGAAAUAAUCGAUGUGUGUAAAGCCUCAACAAGAAAGUCGUCGCAAGGUAUUGACUAUUACACAGCUGAUGCUGGCGAAGCUUUUGACAGUUUACAGAAAAUGAUCGAAAAUUUGAACCUCCUAUCUACCGAAGCUCAAAGAUUGAUCGAUAAUCUACGGCAAGGACGUCAAUAUCUGAAAAGUGAUUUCAAGCUACAUGUUUCUGAGUCGAGUGAUAUAGCAGAUCACUGUAUUUGUCAUGCUCUAUCCGAUCCAUCCGACAAGGCAUUUCGUUCUAAGUGCAAUUAUGAUCACAGUAAUACAUGCAAAGAUUGUCUUCUUUUAGCGAACUCGUUUAUAGAGAUAGAAGCAUUGCUAGUAGAAAAAGUGAUUGAUGACGAUGAGGCCAAACAUGCCGUUGCUAAAUUAAAGCUAUUGAAAGAACCAGUUGAUGCUUAUAAGUCUCAUCAAAUGCGUACGGUAAAUCAAGAUCGAGCUCGAGAAGAAGUUUUGGUACAACUGCCGAAGGAUAGUUUUUAUUAUUAUAUGGAUUGGGCAAUAAAGUUUUUGUCGGCAAAGUAUCUGGAAGCACAAUCUGAUUUCUUCGGUAAACGAGAUUUGAGCUGGCACACUAAUCGUUUGACUUCUGAGCAAAAUUAG
Didymodactylos carnosus is the source of this 1941-nucleotide messenger RNA. Lineage: Eukaryota; Metazoa; Rotifera; Eurotatoria; Philodinida; Philodinidae. The record is from the annotation of a GenBank genome assembly.